This is a messenger RNA of Nicrophorus vespilloides, 2658 nucleotides long. RefSeq names its product male-specific lethal 1 homolog. Gene Ontology annotation, cellular component: MSL complex. NCBI's taxonomy places the organism in Eukaryota, Metazoa, Arthropoda, Insecta, Coleoptera, Silphidae. The transcript has 9 exons. Bases 616 to 2073 code for a protein of 485 amino acids. The record is from RefSeq and is a predicted model, not a curated record.
CUUUACGGUUAUAAUCUUAACUACAAAAUAAAAACUAACUAAAUUAUAGAAUUAUAGUUAUCAAAAUAAUUGUUUCAAAUGUUACACGGUUAUAGUUAUCAAGUUUUAUCAGUGUACAGGUAAUACAUUCAAAGUUGGCGCUUAAAGUUGCGGAAUCCGGAAGUAAUUAUCAAAAUAUAUCGCGCGUUGUUUUUGGCCUAGUCUGCGGCUGUGUGCUGUGGAAUAAACGCAAUGCGAAAUGGACUCAGUGUUGAUUGUGUGAGAAAUUCUGGUUUAUCAUCAAUAAGUUUCCCUAUAUUAUAUUUUCCAAUGACACUGGAGUAGAGACGGGUAGUCGGAACUUUUGUUUUGUUACAACAAAACAAACAUAACCUACAAGAGGUUUUGACAUUUAGCAUAUUUAUCUAUGGAGUGAUGUAGAAGGAAAUAUUGUUCAGUUCGUUGUUAAUUGGAUCGGAACAUUUAUGUUCGGAAUUGUUUAUCCUUCUACAAGAGGGACAAUCACAAGUGGUGGUAUUGAAUGAAUGUUUUGGCCAAUAGCAAUUCGCCUCUCCUGUUAUCAACCAAUAAGGGAGAAACAAUGAGCAUAACAUAAGGGAGCGAGCUGAGGCGAAGAUGUCCGAUCAUUUCUGUGAGCAAAAUAACGCGAAAUUAUCAAAUUCGGUGGAAAAUUUGGAGUAUUUUCAACAAGACAUUGGUGAUAGUAUACGUGGGGAAGAAAUAAAUCAUUCCUAUGAUCAUAUGUAUGCUACGAACCACGAAGAAAAUGGUAUAACAGAAGAACCGCAAACGACCUGUCAAACGUCAGAAAGUGAGGUUAACUUUCUCAAAGAAUUCUUGUUGAUACAUUUGGAUUUAAUCCAGCAACAGAAUGAUGACAUUAUAAAUAAAGAAAAUACUAUUUUUAUAUUGCAGCAAGAGAAUGCAAGGCUUCGUGAGCAAUUGAAUUGCAUGGAAAGUGGACUUGCAGGUCAAUCAAGUUCUAAUUUUGAAAUUACAAAGUCUCCUCACUCAAGCCCAGCUAGCUCCACAGAAGAUAUGACCCCAGACUUGGGUCCAAUUGAAGAGCAAAAUAUAGAACUUGUACCACAAGUACCAGAACUAUGUUUACCCUCUGAAACUGUAGAUGAAGCCAAAGUAUACAAUGAUAUUUCUAUAAAUGAUGAUUCUCAAACACAGCCUGUAGAAUUGAAUGUUAAGGAAGAACCAGAUGAAGUAAAUCCAGAAGUUACAGUUGUUGAACCAGAGAUUGUAGUUUCUGAAGAUACUGAAGAGGAUAAUAAACCACUUGCACAGAGAAGAGAUAAUUCUGAAAGUGGCAACCUGGCUAAUUUUGCAGAAGCUAGUUAUACUAUACACUCAAAUACAGUAACUAGUGGUGAUCCAAUGAAGAAUUUAAAAAUGAGCAUUCGUCGGAAGAGAUUUUAUUCAAACUCUUCAGCAGUGUCCAAUAAUGAUUCUGCAUCAGAGGAAAAGAAAAAUUGUAGACGACACUCGAGAAAAAGGCGGAAAAGAUCUAUUGCGAAAAACGAUGAAUUUUUAACGAGUGAUGAGCAAUAUGUAACGCAAGUUGGAGAUGAAUCUUUAGAUAUUAUUCGACGCCAGGAAUUAGCUGAAGAAGCUGCAAAAGCUGCAACAUCAAACCUUGAGGUCCCGCGGUGGCGAGUGAAAGUUUAUACAAGUUGCUAUACAAUGGAAGGAACUGAAAAUUUGGAAGAUGAGGCUUUUUUACGGAGACACACUAGAUUAGAAAAUGAUGAGCGGAGAAGGAAACGAUGGGAUGUCCAAAGGAUACGAGAACAGAGGAUAGUAGAAAAAUUAAAACAAAGGCAAGAUAGAAUAGAUGCCAAUAAUAGAGGAUCCGAACAAACAGAGACCGUGGAUUCCUUAUGGCCGUGUAUUGACGAUAUUAAAUAUAUAGAAUUAUGUGAUUCGCUUCCAGUGUCUGCAUUUGGUUGCUUACUACCUAAAUUACCUCCAAGCGAAUUUAGUUUACCUUGGCUAACAAAUCCAGCAAUAAAGAAAACAAUAGCAAGAAAACAAAGUGGGCGACGAAGAGGUACCAAACGAUAAGUAUAUUAGUUAUUUAUUUUAUUACUAAUCCUUCUCUCUUUCGGCAAUGACAAAUUUUCUCAAUAAAGAUCAUAUCAAAGUUCUUGUAAAACAGACCCAAAAAACAGAUUUAUGUUAAAUACAUCAGAAUAUUAAAUUUAUUUUAAUGUUAUUAUUGUUUGCUAGCAAUAUUGAACACAUUUCAAAGUUGUUAAAUCAUUUUAUUUGUAAUGUAUCCUAGAUAAAAAAACGCAAUUUGAUCUCUGAAACUUUUAAUUAGUUGUUUUAAGCAUCACACUUAACUAAUGAAUGUUUAAUAUACAUAUGCAGAUGGGGAACUUGUAUAGAAUGUAAAAUUUAUUUUAUUACCUUAUGGACUGUUAACAUUACCCUACGGACUGCACUAGUUAAGAUUCAGAUAAUUUCUUUAUAAUUUUAGUGUCAUCCUUCAUCUGCAUCUUAUCUUCCUUAGAUGCAGUACUUUGAAUAGCAAUUUACCAGUUUAUAGAAGCGAAAGUGUUUGGAUUAUUUUCAAGAAUAUUUUAUUUUUUUUUUCUUAUAUAAUUCUCAAUUCUUGAAUACUUUACGAACUGAUUUGUAAUUUGU